UAUAAAAAAGAUUUCUUCUUCUUCUUCCACACUGCUUUAAGUUUGAGAUCCAGAGUGAAACUAGACAAGGAAAUUAACUGAGUUAAUAUGGCGGUCCAAGUCCCGAGUCGACGGUUAUUCAUCGAGGCGAGUGGAGAGAGUCCGUUCUCAAGAAGCGAAUCCCAGUCAUCAACCCUUCCGCUGAACAGAUCAUCGGUGAUAUUCCGGCAGCUACAUCUGAAGAUGUGGACCUUGCGGUUGCCAUUGCUCGGAGAGCCCUUUCUGGAAACAAAGGCAAGGACUGGGCUUCAGCUUCUGGCUCUGUUCGUGCCGAGUAUUUACGUGCCAUCGCUGCUUAGGAGAAUGUUGCUGGAUGUUUUGAGCUAUGCAGACCUUGCUGAAGGGUUAGAUGCAAAGCAAAAGGCUCCCGUCUCUCUUCCUAUGGAGAUAUUUAAGAGUUAUGUGCUUAAGGAACCAAUUGGGGUUGUUGGAUUGAUUACUCCAUGGUACUAUCUUCUUAUUUUGUUGUGCUUUUUGUAAUUGAAGUAUAACUAAUUCUGAAUAUUAUCAUACUGCUCUGCUCAGUGACAUCAAUAAAAGUAUAGAUCUAUAGAUCUUAUCAUUCGCCUUUCCCUAUUCUUGUCCAAUAUAUCAAAGCUAUUUUGUGUGCAUUGCACUAUUCUUUUUCUUUGGUGCACUUUACAUAUGCACGAACACUACAUCAAACUAGGCCUCUUUGUUAAUUUUACCUUUUGUGGUAAUUG
Molecule: messenger RNA, 743 nt
Organism: Hibiscus syriacus
Lineage: Eukaryota; Viridiplantae; Streptophyta; Magnoliopsida; Malvales; Malvaceae
Exons: 6
Coding region: 88-519 (143 amino acids)
Molecular function (GO): oxidoreductase activity
Source: RefSeq, a predicted model, not a curated record